AUGGCAGUCAAUCACGAAAUCCCAGUCUCCCCUCCAGACUCAAUGGCAGGCAUCACCGAACCAGCCAUCAAGCCAGAAGCGACCUCAGAUACCACACAAGACACAAAUUUAGACCCUUCUAUCGCCUCCGAGAAAGAAAUCGCUCCCCACCUAGAGUCCAUAAGCCGCGGCAUCAUCAACGCAAUCAACACCCGAAACUUCGAUGCCACCUCAUCACCAUGGAUCCACGUCGCCAACUCAAUAGAAACAAACCGCGACUCUGGACCCAAAGGCUCACGAACCGUAACCAAAGCCGACUUGCUAGCGGUGUUCAGCUGGCUAGGCACGGAAUUCCCGGAUUAUCGGAUUGAGAUUGAUAGUGUGAGCGUCGUGGUGCAUAAGGCCUUUGUGUGGUCGAGGAAAGGCUGCACAGCGGAAGUGUUCAUCAAUGCGCAGGCAACAGGAGGGCCGGGGUUUCCGCUGGGUGUGCAGAGGAAGUAUGUGAAUGUUUUUGAGUUCAAGUUUGGUGAGGGGAGGUGGUUGGCGGUGAGGGAGACGUUGAUUGAUGGGAUGGGGGAUUUCAUGGUGCCGGCUUGA
Molecule: messenger RNA, 576 nt
Organism: Fulvia fulva
Lineage: Eukaryota; Fungi; Ascomycota; Dothideomycetes; Mycosphaerellales; Mycosphaerellaceae
Exons: 1
Coding region: 1-576 (191 amino acids)
Source: RefSeq, a predicted model, not a curated record